Molecule: messenger RNA, 540 nt
Organism: Oldenlandia corymbosa var. corymbosa
Lineage: Eukaryota; Viridiplantae; Streptophyta; Magnoliopsida; Gentianales; Rubiaceae
Source: the annotation of a GenBank genome assembly
AUGGCUGAAGGAUUGGAAGAAAAACAUGGGAAAUCUCUGGCAGCACCCUUGAUUUUUCUCAUUGUCUUAGUUUUCCAGUUGUUCUCGAGAUAUAUCGAACUCAACCUGAAGAAGAAAGGAGGUAAAAGUGAGGAAGAAAUUAGAUUACAUGCGGAAAUAAAGGAGCUAUUGAAGGAGGCUAGCAUAUAUUCACAGCCUUCGACAUUUGCACAAGCUGCAAAACUCAAGAGGAUGGCGGCCGCUAAAGAAAAAGAGCUAGCAAAAGUUCAAGAUCUGCGUGGCAACGAAAUCAAAUUGUCAUAUAACUCCUACACGAAGACCUUGAUGAUUGUGAAGAUUCUUACUUAUUCCAUGCUAAUUAUUUGGUUUUGGCGAUUCCCUGUGGCGGCCAUUAAUGAGAGGCUUGUGCAACCUUUUGGUAAGAUUUUGUCAUGGAGAGCUGGAGUGUCACUCAAUGACAAUGUUAUGGUUGGAAUUAUUCCCUGGCUGAUACUCUCGACUAGGGUGGGCAAAAUUAUCAGCCGCAAGGUAUUCAAGUAA